GAGGAGUCCGAAGGAGGAAAUAUAGAAGCAUCUGGAGACCUUCCAUUAUAGCUGGAGCUAAUGGAGGCAUGGGCCGUACAAGGGGGUCGCCCUCUCAGGAUGCGGGUCCCCCCUCUUCUCCUCCUGCUCUUCCUGCUGCCUGGGACCCUGCGCGCAGCAGAGAACCAUCUGUCCCUCCUGUACCACUUCACCGCCGUGUCCUCCCCUGCCCCGGGGACUCCUGCCUUCUGGGUGUCAGGCUGGCUGGGUCCCCAGCAGUACCUGAGCUACAAUAACCUGCGUGGCCAGGCUGAGCCCUGCGGGGCGUGGGUCUGGGAGAACCAGGUGUCCUGGUAUUGGGAGAAAGAGACGACAGACCUGAGGAACAAGGAGAAGCUCUUUCUGGAAGCUUUCAAAGCCUUGCAGGAAGAAGGCGCCCCCGGUCCCUACACCCUGCAGGGCCUGCUGGGCUGUGAGCUGGGCCCUGACAACGCCUCGGUGCCUGUGGCCAAGUUUGCCCUGAAUGGCGAGGAGUUCAUGGAGUUCGACCUCAAGUUGGGCACGUGGAAUGGGGACUGGCCCGAGUCCCUGAGAAUCGGUAAGAGGUGGGAGCAGCAGGCCGACGCCAUCAACAAGGAGAAGACCUUCCUGCUCUACUCCUGCCCCCACCGGCUGCUGGGGCAUCUGGAGAGGGGCCGCGGAAACCUGGAGUGGAAGGAGCCACCCUCCAUGCGCCUGAAGGCCCGACCAGGCAGCCCCGGCUUCUCUGUGCUCACCUGCAGUGCCUUCUCCUUCUACCCACCGGAGCUGCAACUGCGAUUUCUACGGAACGGGCUGGCAGCUGGCUCCGGUGAGGGCGACCUUGGCCCCAACGGCGACGGCUCCUUCCACGCCUGGUCGUCACUAACAGUCAAGAGUGGCGACGAGCACCACUACUGCUGCUGGGUGCAGCACGUGGGGCUGGCACAGCCCCUCACUGUGGAGCUGGAAUCACCAGCCAGAUCCUCGCUGCAAGUAGUUGGAGUCGUCAUCGGCAUCUUGCUGCUCACGGCAGUGGCCGCAGGAGGAGCUCUGCUGUGGUGGAGGAUGAGGAAGGGGCUGCCAGCCCCUUGGAUCUCUCUCCGUGGGGACGAUAUAGGGGCCCUCCUGCCCACUCCUGGCCUGCCCAAGGAUGCUGACUCUUAGAAUAUAAAAUGCAUUCCCAGCAACUUCGUGACCCCAUCCCCCAGCCUGGCUGCUACCAGCUAAUGUAGUCAGGUCCCUUUCAUGCCGUGAGACCUCGUGAUAUCCUGGUAUUUCUGAGCCUCCAGAAGGAGUCCUGAGCCCGAUGCCCUUCCUCUGGAUUCCUCCUCCUGUGGUCUGCCUCAGUUUCCCCUCCCAUAUGUAUAGCUCUUUUCCACCUCCACGUAUAACAUGAAUUUGGGCCCGA
This is a messenger RNA of Diceros bicornis minor, 1408 nucleotides long. It is a transcript of the gene FCGRT, whose product is annotated as Fc gamma receptor and transporter. Gene Ontology annotation, biological process: immune response. The coding region runs from base 61 to 1164 and encodes 367 amino acids. NCBI's taxonomy places the organism in Eukaryota, Metazoa, Chordata, Mammalia, Perissodactyla, Rhinocerotidae. Gene Ontology annotation, molecular function: beta-2-microglobulin binding. The transcript is spliced from 7 exons. Gene Ontology annotation, cellular component: external side of plasma membrane. The record is from RefSeq and is a predicted model, not a curated record.